This is a messenger RNA of Staurois parvus, 2301 nucleotides long. NCBI's taxonomy places the organism in Eukaryota, Metazoa, Chordata, Amphibia, Anura, Ranidae. The record is from the annotation of a GenBank genome assembly.
AUGCUUGAUGACAGUUGGGACCCAACUCCACUCUUAAAAGAAAUCCGUGAUGACAAGACCAGUACGAUCAUUAUUCAUGCUAAUGCAUCAAUGUCCCACACAAUAUUAAUUAAGGCCGCAGAGCUGGGAAUGGUUUCCGCUUAUUACACAUAUAUCUUUACAAAUUUGGAAUUUUCUCUGCAGCGCUUUGACAGCCCAUUGGAUGAACGGGUGAACAUCCUGAGUUUUUCUAUGUUUAAUCAAUCGCACAGCUACUUCCAGGAAUUCACACAGAUACUCCAGCAAUCUUGGGAAGAGAACUGUGAUCAUACUCCUUUCACGGGCCCUGCACUUUCUUCUGCUUUGCUCUUUGAUGCUGUUUAUGGUAUAGUGGAUGCCGUGCAGGAGCUAAACCGAAGUCAGGAAAUUGGCGUUAAACCUCUGUCAUGUGGGUCCGCACAAAUAUGGCAACAUGGCACUAGCCUUAUGAACUACCUGAGAAUGGUAGAGUUGGAAGGUCUUACCGGACAUGUGGAAUUCAAUAGCAAAGGCCAAAGGUCAAACUAUGAUCUCAAGAUUCUGCAAUAUACCAGGAUAGGAUUUCAGGAGAUUGGACGAUGGCAUGUCACUAAUGGUGUAUCCAUGGACAGAAGAUACUUCUUCCAAAACAUUUCUGACAGUUUGGCUAACAAGACAUUAAUAAUCACUACGAUCCUAGAAAACCCAUAUUUGAUGCUUAAACCAAAUCAUCAUGAUCUGGAGGGUAAUGAACGUUAUGAGGGGUUCUGUGUGGACAUGCUCAAGGAACUGUCCAAGAUCCUGCAUUUUAACUAUAAAAUCCGCCUGGUUGCUGAUGGCCUUUAUGGCGUUCCAGAGGUGAAUGGAACUUGGACUGGAAUGGUGGGAGAACUAAUAUCCAGGAAAGCAGAUUUAGCUGUUGCUGGUCUCACAAUUACAGCAGAAAGAGAAAAGGUUAUUGAUUUCUCCAAGCCAUUUAUGACCUUAGGAAUCAGCAUCCUGUACCGUGUUCACAUGGGCAGAAAGCCAGGCUACUUUUCCUUCCUAGAUCCAUUCUCACCUGGAGUAUGGCUGUUUAUGCUUCUUGGCUACUUAGCUGUCAGCUGUGUUUUAUUCUUAGUAGCCAGGUUAACUCCAUAUGAAUGGUACAGUCCCCACCCAUGUGUUCAAGGACGGUGCAAUCUUCUAAUUAAUCAGUACUCUCUUGGUAACAGUCUGUGGUUUCCAGUUGGUGGUUUUAUGCAGCAGGGAUCUACCAUUGCGCCAAGAGCUUUGUCUACGCGAUGUGUUAGUGGAGUAUGGUGGGCGUUCACCCUGAUAAUUAUUUCUUCAUAUACAGCAAAUCUUGCUGCCUUUCUUACUGUACAGAGAAUGGAUGUACCCAUUGAGUCAGUGGAUGACUUGGCUGAUCAGACUACUAUUGAGUAUGGUACCAUACAUGGAGGAUCCAGCAUGACUUUCUUCCAAAAUUCUAGAUACCAGACCUAUCAACGGAUGUGGAAUUACAUGCAUUCAAAACAGCCCAGUGUGUUUGUCAAGAGCACUGAAGAAGGGAUUGCCAGAGUGCUGAACUCAAACUAUGCUUUCCUUCUGGAGUCCACUAUGAAUGAGUACUAUCGUCAACGCAACUGUAACCUCACUCAGGUUGGAGGUCUGCUUGACACAAAGGGCUAUGGCAUUGGAAUGCCUCUAGGCUCUGCUUUCCGUGAUGAAUUUGAUCUAGCAAUCUUGCAGCUACAGGAAAACAACUGUCUGGAAGACCUAAAGCGGAAAUGGUGGGAUGGCGGUAAAUGCCCAAAAGAAGAAGACCACAGAGCAAAAGGUUUGGGCAUGGAAAACAUUGGAGGCAUAUUUGUUGUGUUAAUCUGUGGAUUAAUAGUGGCUAUCUUCAUGGCCAUGCUGGAGUUCCUGUGGACAAUAAGAAAUUCUGAAGAUACUCAGGUUUCUGUUUGUCAAGAAAUGAUGUCAGAGUUAAGUAGCAUUAUACUUUGCAAAGACAGUUUUCUGCCACGUCGAAGACGGGCAGGCAUUAUACGCUCCAGAUCAGCUGUUCCGGAGGAUAAAAGAGGACGCAAUACUAGCAUUCUAAGCAAUGGUAAACUGUGUGGGGGCAGUGGCCCCGACCCGCUGGCACAGAGACUGGCACAAGAAGCAGCUCUAGUUGCCAGAGAAUGUACACAUAUUCGAGUCUGCCCGGAGUGUCGCCGUUUUCAGGGUCUCAGAACACGCCCAACUGGUGGAUCUCCAGCACAAAGUGAAGAGAGUUUGUGGGAAAAGACUACAAAUAGCAGUGAGCCAGAGUAA